AUGGACAAUCUAAUGUUCCUCAAGAUCCCCAAACUGUUGGUGGUGGCUUUACUGGCAAUCUGGCCCACAAUCCACACAUGUCCUCCGCAACCGGGUGGAGGGAUCGGCGGCUUUAUCUCCAGUCAAGAUCCUGGUAAGUUGCCAGACAGAGCCAUUUUAUACGAUGAAACAUGUCUCGUGUGAAAAAACAUGUUUCAUCGUAUGAAAUGUCGCCGAAUAGAGUAUAUUGGCUCUUAACCUGCGUGAGAGCCCUCUUCGACCUUGAUUUCGCUCGCCAAAAAACUGGAUAUCGAAUACAAUGAAGGAGGAGAAUCGGGGCGAAUUUUUUCGAAUUGUCCGCAGGGGAAAUUACCCUUUCACGCGCGCCUCCUCUUCUGGACCGACCUUGACGUGAGGUACGAAGACGUCAGGUGCAAUAAUCUCUUUGGGAUGACCUUUAAUUACUUCACUCGCAGGAAAAGUGUCAAAAAAUAGAAAAAAGUUGCAAAAAGAAUUAAAAAUCAAAAACUAAUCUCAAAGGAAAAUUUUGACAGUAUUAUUGUUGCACAUAUUACCUAAAAACUAUGUAAAUUCAAGUCCUAUAUGGGUUUACAAAAAUUCUUUACAUUUUGUUCAAGCGGGAUCGAACCUGCGACUUCUGGAAGCAAGUUCACUACCGGCUGCGCCAUAGGAAAACAGUGUCCCUUUUGGCUCGAAAUUACAUCCCAAUUACUUUUUGGCUUCCGUACCACUUAUAUUUUAUUGACAGCUUCAUUUUCGACUAAUUAUUUUUCUUAUUUUAGCCCACGUGAAUGCCCGAUGUUCCGACCUAAUAUUGUACCCGGUAAACGCCGUUGAUCAGUCAGAUCAGUAUCGGUAAGCGGUUUCAGAACUUCACAGAGAAUUUUGGAGUUACUAGAGACCCAAAAUCUUGGAAUAAAGUGAUUUACAGUGACGGACCCGGUCCAGUGGCAAAAACGGACCAUUUUGGAUCCGGAAGCAUCAAAAAUGUGGCAAAAUGCUUCCCUCUCCAAGUGAAAAAACUUCGUUUUGAAGGGCUCCCUCACAAAAAGAGUGGGUGCGCUUUUGAAAUCGGAGUUUUUUUCCCUUAGAGAGGGAAGCAUUUUGCCACAUUUUUGAUACUUCCCGGAUGAAAAAUGGUAUGUUUUUUGCCACUGGAUCAGGUCCGUCACUGUAAAUCAUUUUAUUCUAACAUUUUGUAUGAAAUAAUUUUAGCUUCGACUAUUCCGAUGUGGCCUUUGGAAACACCCACGCCCAAGGCGCGACGGUCGCCAUCACGUGCACAGCAAACGGACAGCCCGCAACGGUGGAAGGUUUCGAUCAGGUAAGCUUUUAUGGCAUUUGAUCUACUGGUUUUUACUUUUUCAUCUUAUUCAUGACAUUAGUACCCCUCCAUUUUAAACCUCUUUUCGAAAUGAUUUCAUAUUUUUUUGCCAAUAACUGAUACAGUUGGAGUUAUUGGUCACUUUUUCGGUUAUUUUUUCUUCCCUUCCCGCUCGGUUCUUGUGCUAUAUAACAACAAAGGAAGUUACUAUAACAACGAGUGACCACGAUUUUUUUUUGGGCUUUGCGAAUACUUUUAGAGACUAAAAUAGUAAAAGUGACCAUAACAACUCAUAUCGUUGGUGUUUUUUUAUGUUUCGCAAUAAAAAUCGCUAUGGCGACACUUUAUACGAAGAAAGUGUUUCGGAAUUUCGAACCGAACUUUUCGUGUAAAAAGUUGUUGUGAAAAGCAAAAUAACACUUUUUGAGCAAAUUGAAACCUAUAUAUGCACCAUCAAACAAAAAUUUUUCGUAAAGAGACAUUUUAUACGAUAAAAAAGCUUUGUGAUUGCAUGAGCAUAAUUGAUCGUAUAAAAUGUCACACAGAUUAGAAACUGCUUUUACAUAGCGUACUUUUUACUUAUGGCACAUCUACAUACUUGUAUUUUAUAUUUUAGCCCAAUUUUAUACGAUCAAAAGUAUUUUUAAAAGCAAAAAAUUUUUCAUCGUAUAAAACGUCCACUUUCAAAUUUUCGACAAAUACUUCUAAUAUUCGCUAAAUUUCAGUCCCGAUCGUCCAUUCAGUCCUCGCCCAGUUUGCUGGCCAUGUGCACGAACGUUGGCGGGAGUCAAUACACUUGGACAGUUCUGGGCCGGAUCCUUCAAUUCGUCGAUUGUCGCUACUAA
Bursaphelenchus xylophilus (pine wood nematode) is the source of this 2169-nucleotide messenger RNA. The record is from the annotation of a GenBank genome assembly. Lineage: Eukaryota; Metazoa; Nematoda; Chromadorea; Rhabditida; Aphelenchoididae.